AUGGCGUCGGUGCAGGCACCCCCUGCGGUCCAGCACCCAGGCGGUCCUACCCCCAUGACUGCUACCAAGCAGCAAGCCGAAGAGGUCUUUAGAAAACUUAAGCAGAUGAAGGAAUCCGGCGUUCCACCGACCGAUCCCGAAUAUGUCAAGGCAUCUCAGUUCUUGAUGAACUUCCAACAACAGCACAAUAUGAGACGCAACCAACAGCAAUAUAUGCAGCAGCAGCAGCAACAGCAGAUGCAGCAGCAACAGAUGCAGGCACAGAACGGCGCCGUCAAUGGCGCACAGCCUGGUAGACCGCAACCUGGCACACCUCAAUCUGCGCCUGGUGCAAACCCCUCGCCCGCGCCGAAUCAAGGUGCCGCUGCUGCUACUGGAGGAGCGCCCGCCACACCUGGCUCUGCUGGCCACUUUACUCCCCAACAACUCGCUCUGCUCAGACAGCAAAUUCACGCCUUCAAGCUGCUCAGCAAGAACUCUGGUGUCUCUGCGCAAUUGCAGCAAGCCAUCUUCAACCAACGCCAGAAGCGCCAGACGAUUCCCGGCGAUGUCACAACGCCGCUCUCUGCGAAGGCGGAUUCUGGAAAAGACCAGAGCGAUGCUGCCGCUGGUACGGAAGGCGACGCUGCUGAACCCGGAAGUCUUGUUCCCAAGGCACACGUAUACAAGACGCUCAAGUCUCCCUACACAGGCGACAUGAUCCGACCCUCAAUCAACUACAUGGAGCACACUCAAAGAAAAAACCGCUGGUUUGUUCCUGGAGUGUUCCCCACUGGUGUUGAUUUUGAUCAUCUGCGAUAUGAACGCGAAGUGGUUGUGUUCAAUCGCAUGAGCCAGCGCUACAACGAGCUCAAGAACUUGUCUGCCAACAUUGCCCAAUGGGACUCAUCAAAAGAGGAACUUGAGGUGGACGACUCUUUGAAGCGCAAGGCUAUUAUUGAAAUGAAGAGUCUUGGCUUGUAUGCUAAGCAACGUGCGCUUCGAGAGAAAAUCGGCCGCCAAAUGUUGCACUACGACAAUCUCGCUAUGACGACAAAUCGCAGCAACUAUCGCCGCAUGAAGAAGCAAAACGUGCGCGAAGCACGCAUCACCGAGAAGCUGGAGAAGCAGCAACGCGACGCUAGAGAAAAUCGCGAGAAGAAGAAGCACAGCGACUUCCUUCGAGCUAUCUACACCCAGCGAGCCAAGAUUCAGGAUACCGCCUCAUCACAGAAGAACAAGGCUCAUAAGCUCAGCAGGCUCAUGUACUCUCAACACUUCAACAUUGAGAAGGAAGAGCAGAAACGCAUUGAGCGCACUGCCAAGCAACGUCUCCAGGCUCUUAAGGCUAACGAUGAAGAAGCCUACCUCAAGCUGCUCGACCAAGCCAAGGAUACACGUAUUACUCACUUGCUUAAGCAAACCGAUGGCUUCUUGCACCAGCUUGCCUCUUCCGUCAAAGCGCAACAACGCCAAGCUGCUGAGCGCUACGGCGACGAUGCUGAUAUCGUCGAAGAGGAGAGCGAGUCUGAGGAGGAAGAGGACGACGAAGAGGGUGGCGGCAAGAAGAUCGACUACUACGCCGUGGCCCAUAGAAUCCGUGAAGAAGUCACCGAACAAGCCGAUAUUCUUGUUGGUGGUAAGCUCAAGGAAUACCAGAUCAAGGGUCUUCAGUGGAUGAUCUCGCUGUACAACAACAACCUCAACGGUAUUCUUGCUGACGAAAUGGGUCUCGGUAAAACAAUUCAGACCAUCAGUCUCAUCACAUACCUCAUUGAGCGCAAGCAGCAGAGCGGCCCCUACUUGGUUAUUGUUCCUCUGAGUACGCUCACCAACUGGAACCUUGAGUUUGAGAAGUGGGCACCCAGCAUUAGCCGCAUCGUCUAUAAGGGUCCUCCCCUGGCACGUAAACAACACCAGGAGAAGAUUCGUCAAGGCCGAUUCCAAGUUCUUUUGACAACUUACGAAUACAUCAUCAAGGAUAGACCUAUUCUCAGCAAGAUCAAGUGGUUCCACAUGAUCAUUGACGAAGGUCACCGUAUGAAGAACGCCAACUCCAAGCUUAGUGCUACCAUCUCUCAGUACUAUCACACCCGUUUCCGUCUUAUUCUCACUGGUACACCUCUUCAAAACAACCUCAGUGAACUCUGGGCUAUGCUCAACUUCGUGUUGCCAACCAUCUUCAAGUCCGCCUCAACUUUCGAUGAAUGGUUCAACACGCCUUUUGCCAACACAGGUGGUCAGGAUAAGAUCGAAUUGACUGAAGAAGAACAGAUUCUCGUCAUUCGUCGUCUCCACAAAGUUCUACGACCCUUCCUUCUCCGUCGUCUCAAGAAGGAUGUCGAAAAGGACCUCCCUGACAAGACAGAAAAGGUUAUCAAGUGCAAGUUCUCUGCUCUGCAAUCGAAGCUUUACAAGCAGAUGGUUACCCACAACAAGAUUGCCGUCAGCGACGGCAAUGGCGGCAAGGCAACUGCUCGUGGUCUCAGCAACAUGAUUAUGCAGCUUCGCAAGCUCUGCAACCAUCCCUUUGUCUUUGAUGAAGUCGAGAACGUGAUGAACCCCAUGAGCAUUAGUAACGAUUUGCUCUGGCGUACGGCUGGUAAAUUUGAGCUGUUGGAUCGUAUUCUGCCAAAAUACCAGGCUACUGGCCAUCGUGUCCUCAUGUUCUUCCAGAUGACGGCUAUUAUGGACAUUAUGGAAGACUACUUGCGAUACAGACGCUUCGAAUACCUUCGAUUGGAUGGUACCACAAAGUCAGAUGAGCGAUCGGAUCUGUUGCGAGAAUUCAAUGCCCCCGACUCCAAGUACUUCAUGUUCUUGCUCUCCACUCGUGCUGGUGGUCUCGGUCUCAACCUUCAGACUGCAGACACUGUCAUUAUUUACGAUUCCGAUUGGAACCCUCAUCAGGAUUUGCAGGCGCAGGAUCGUGCCCAUCGUAUUGGUCAAAAGAACGAAGUCCGUAUUCUCCGUCUCAUCAGUUCCAACUCGGUCGAAGAAAAGAUUCUCGAGCGUGCCCGUUUCAAGCUCGACAUGGAUGGCAAGGUUAUUCAGGCCGGCCGUUUCGACAACAAGUCAUCUGAGACAGAUCGUGAUGCCAUGUUGAGGACCUUGCUAGAAUCCGCUGAUAUGGCCGAGUCUGGCGAGGGCGACGAGAUGGACGACGACGAACUCAACAUGAUGCUGGCACGAAGUGACGACGAAAUCGCUGUCUUUCAGCGCUUGGAUGAGCAGCGUGCAAAGGAGGGCUUGUAUGGAGGUCCCAAGGGCAAGUCUAGACUUAUGACGGAAGACGAGCUACCUGACAUCUAUAUGAGCGAAGGCAACCCUGUUCCCGACGAAACCGAGGAUACAAUUCUUGGCCGUGGUGCUCGUGAGCGUACCAAGGUUCGCUACGACGAUGGUUUGACGGAAGAGCAGUGGCUUAUGGCUGUCGACGACGAUGAAGACAGCCCCGAAGCUGCUGCUGCCCGCAAGCAGGCUCGUAAGGAUAAGAGAGAGAUUAACCGACUCAAGAAGUCGGCUGCUGCCAACGGCAUGGAUGACUCUCCACCACUUAGCCGCGCUAGCACGGAGGAGAUUGAGACACCAAAGAAGCGUGGCCGCAAGCCUGGCAGCAAGAACGAGAAGAGAAAGGCAGAAGACGGUGAUGAAGAGCCACCCGCCAAGAAGCGCCGAGGUCCUCAAGGGCGACCCAGCAAGGGUGCGGCUGCUGCAAACGCAUCCCGUCUUACCCCUCAACAGCGCGAGGUCCUGCAGAAGACUCUUCGCAUCCUGUAUGACGGUCUGAUGACACUGGAGGUGGACGAUAUUGAGCCUCCUGCCGAAGAUGAUGAGUCUGACGCUGGCAAGCGACUUAUCAUUGGCCCCUUCAUCAAGCUGCCUCCCAAGCGCGACUAUGCCGACUACUACUUGAUUAUUGCCAACCCGAUCUGCAUGAACCAGAUCCAGACACGCAUCAAGAAGGAGGACUACAACUCCAUGAGUGACAUGCGCAAGGACAUUGAACUAAUGCUGCGAAACUGCCAGACAUACAACGAAGACGGUAGUAUCCUCUACCAGGAUGCCAAGGUCAUGACCGAGUUCUUCAACAAGAAGUACGACGAGGAACUUGCAGCUCAUCCGGAACUCAAGGAGCUUGAAGAGGGUGCUGUCGGCGAGUCGGCACCCCCAUCCACCACGGAUGGUACACCACAGCCUAGCGGAACUCGCAUCAAGAUUAUCUCCAGCGCUGCCCGAGAAUCAAACGGAGCUCGACCUGUGGCGCCAAGCGAGGACGAAUAA
Molecule: messenger RNA, 4263 nt
Organism: [Torrubiella] hemipterigena
Lineage: Eukaryota; Fungi; Ascomycota; Sordariomycetes; Hypocreales; Clavicipitaceae
Source: the annotation of a GenBank genome assembly